This is a messenger RNA of Heteronotia binoei (common prickly gecko), 1216 nucleotides long. RefSeq names its product hyaluronan and proteoglycan link protein 4 (gene HAPLN4). Gene Ontology annotation, biological process: cell adhesion. The record is from RefSeq and is a predicted model, not a curated record. Gene Ontology annotation, molecular function: hyaluronic acid binding. NCBI's taxonomy places the organism in Eukaryota, Metazoa, Chordata, Lepidosauria, Squamata, Gekkonidae.
AUGGUUUCCAUCAAUAGUAACCAGACUAUUACGAUGUUUCUGCCCACCUGCCCUUCAAUGCAGGCAGCACGAUUCUUCCAAGAGGUCCAAACUCUUCUUCACGUUGCUGUCUUGACGCUGCUCCUCCUCCUUACCCUGUCCUGCCAGCUGGCCUUGGCCAGAAAAGGCCGGAAAAAGGUUGUGCAUGUCUCAGAGGAUGACAGUGGUGCUGUCGUGGUGCAGACGGCCCCCGGCAAAGUGGUGACCCAUCGUGGCGGGACAAUCAUCCUUCCCUGCCGCUUUCACUACGACGUGUCGGCUCACGAUCCCGACGAAAUCCGCCUGAAGUGGACCAAGGUGGUGGACCCCAUGUCGUUUGAGGACGUCUUCGUGGCCAUGGGCAAAGAGCGCAGGGCCUUUGGGAGCUACCGGGGCCGCACGGCACUGCAGGAGGACGAUGCCGGGGAUGCCUCCCUGAUCAUCCGGAACGUCACCCUGCAGGAUUACGGGCGCUACGAGUGCGAGGUCACCAACGAGCUGGAAGACGAUGCGGGGAUGGUCAAGCUAGAUCUGGAAGGGGUGAUCUUCCCGUACCACCCCCGCUUGGGCCGCUACACCUUGAACUUCCACGAGGCACAGAAAGCGUGUCUGGAACAGGACGGGAUCCUGGCUUCCUAUGACCAACUGCAUGAGGCUUGGCUAGAAGGGAUGGAUUGGUGCAACGCCGGGUGGUUAGAGGACGGAUCGGUGCAAUACCCCAUUUCCAGGCCGAGAGAGGAAUGCGGACAGAAGGAGACCCCUGUUGGGGUGAGGAACUAUGGAUACCGGCACAAAGAUGAGGAACGUUAUGAUGCCUUCUGUUUUACUUCCAACCUGAAUGGCAAAGUCUACUUCCUCAAGACCUAUCGGAAGCUCAGCUUCCUGGAGGCUGUCCAGGCCUGCAAGAAGAAUGGUGCCACGGUGGCCAAAGUGGGCCAACUCUACGCUGCCUGGAAGAUCCAGCUGCUGGACAAGUGUGAAGCGGGCUGGUUGAGCGAUGGAAGCAUCCGGUACCCCAUUGUCAACCCCCGGUCUCGGUGCGGAGGCCGGGAGCCGGGAGUUCGCAACCUGGGCUUCCCGGACAAGAAAUACAAACUCUUCGGCGUCUACUGCUACAAGGCCGCUGACAGCCCGGAGCCCAAGAAUAAGGGAAAAGACAGUCAAGGGAAGUGGAAAUCAUUCCAGGUGUAGCGGGGAC